AUGGCUGACCAUCAGAUCGAUGACCCGAAGAUCGCCUUUGCUUACCUGAGGCCCUCCUGUGUUCUGCUGACUAAAGAACCUACGCUGUCUAACAUAAAGGCUCUGAGCAGCAACCUACACGACAUUAGUGAUGGAGCUCUCCAGCUGCUUCAGGACUAUGUCCUGUUCCCCUUGCGUUUUGUCCUCAAGACCCCUGGGACCAAGAGAGAUGGAGUCGUCCAGGCUGUCAUGGAGGCUAUCACGUAUGUCCUGGAGAAGACUUGUGUUCAGAGUUGGGAAUCUUUACGUGAUCUGUUUUCUGAACUGUGUCUAUGUGUUUGCUCUCCGACUGACCCCGGAAAGCCGGCUCUAGUCUCCGAGGAGCUGAAGUUGGCGGUGCUGAGAUGCGUAGAUGCCCUUUUGCAUUCUGCGUACGGCGAUGUGGUGUUCAAGCUGUACGAGCCUGCGAUGCUACCUGGACUGGGAGCCGCCGUGUCCCUCUUUCUGGCUCUUGCAGAACGAGAGAAAGACCGAGGGGUGCAGGGGGCAGCUCUGCAGUGCCUUCUGUCUCUGUUCCUGCGGUGCGAGUGUGACCGAACACAUGUGGAGCCGGAGGAAGAAGAAAGACCCGUGCUAGGUAGGACUCUGGCCUCAUUCCUGCCUGGAAUUAUUCGUUCCCUGAGCCAUGUAAUUAGUGGGGAUGUGAGACAAGGCCAUGCAGUUACAGUGAAAGCAAUGAGGGUUUGGUACACCACAGUCGGCCUGGUGAUGGCUGACGAUCAGCUUCAGAACGCUGCCACAGAGACUGUGGAGUCACCUGAGCUUGGAAGAGUUGUACAACUGGUGGUAAAAAGAACCGACUCCUGGAGGAAGUCCACCUCCGAACGGCUCGUCCUGGCCUUGCAGAAGGUCAUCUCGUACACCUCUGCUCACCAACACUGGCGAGUGAGACUCGAACUAGUAAACCUUUCGGACCACCUUCUCACCCACUGCAGCAGGUCUCUACCUGAAUGCACCGGCCCAUUGUUAGAAUCCUUGGUCGGGGCUGUUAACGAUGAAGAACCUCGGGUUAAACGGAGGUGCGAUGCAGUUUUGGGUGAGGUAUCUAGAAGAAACCAAGCUAUAGGAGGUCAGGCUCUAGCAGAUGUCCUGUCAGAGAACUUGCACAGCCUGACGACUUCCUUACCUCGACUCAUGAGAACGACCGACGACAAACGUAAGCUGUUUAUCAUUAAUGUCUUCCUGGGGUACCUGAAGAUUUUGGGUCCUCAGGUGAACUUUGUACUCACAUCAGCCGCCCACUUGCACCGCAUCUCCAAAGCGCUGAUGCAGGUUUUGGAGUUGGACGUCACAGAUGUGAGAAUCGUUGAGGAAAGGAGUUGUGCACCCUUGGCAAACCUGGGACCGGAUGCGUACGACGUACAGAAGCAGAGAAAAUACUUCCUAUAUUUUACAGACGAGAAGAUCUUCUCAGCGCUGAAGCAGAUUUGCCGGAUGCUGGGUCGUUAUGGUAACCUCUACCUCUUAGUGGACCACUUUCUGGAGCUCUACAAGGAGUCAUCGAUUUAUCGUAAACAAGCUGCUUUGGUCCUCAACGAGGUCAUUACAGGGGCGGCAGGAAUUGGCACGAACAGAGAUGAAUCGAUCACAGACGGUUCAGCAGAUAACGCUGAUACGCCUUCUGGGGUGAGUCAGGAAGACCUCAAAUGUGCCAUCACGUCCAUCAUUGAGGAAUACAUUAGCCUGAAUAACUGGCAUCUUCCCACCCUGGUAGAGGACGCACAUGAAGAACAGCAAGAGACACGCCCGUCUUCAGUCCCGUCCUUUUUAAGCAGCUGUAAUGGGAGCAGCCUACAACUGGUUCCGACCUCCAAUACUGGUCUCAAAGCUCCGACGCUCCAUCAGCUGAACAGCAACAUCUGGCAAAUCUGUAUCCAGCUAGAAGGAAUUGGCUCGUUCGCAUUGGCUCUGGGCACCGACUUCUGUCCACUUCUGAUGACCUCUCUGUACCCAGUGCUGGAAAAAGCAGGAGAUGCAUCAUUACUGGUCAGCCAAUCAGCCCUCAGCACCAUGCGCAACCUUUGUGUGGCUUGCGAUUACGGCUCACCCAAGGACCUGGUCAUAAGCAACGCGGACUACCUGCUGAACGACGUCUCUCUGAACCUGGGCAGACUCGGCACCCAUCCUCACGCCCCGCGCGUCCUCGCUGUCAUGUUCACCCAUUCAGACGCCGAUCUGCUUCCCCUGGUAGCCGACGUGGUUCAGGAUGUGCUGACGGCACUGGAUCUGAGCUACGAGCAGAGAUCCCUGCAGUUCUGUUCAGUUCUCCAUUCAUUGAUGAAGGCACUAGUAAGGUGGUUUCCCAGCAGCACUGGAGAACACAGCGAGUCUUCCAGAGUCACGUCACACACCAACAAUCCUGCACCUCCUAACCUGCAACAGUUCCUGCUGGACUACAGGAGACAGAAGGACCUCGCUGAGGGCAUCGGUGCUGAGGAGGACGAUCCCAGUGAUGAAGAUGUUCGUCCAGCUGCAGCUCCUCAAGGCGAAGUGGAGGAGGACGAAGGUCCUGAUGUGAAACCAGAACUGCCUUUGCACGCGUCUCUUACUAAAGAUGUGAUGGAGCGCUGCGUCCACCUGCUCUCGCAGCCCAGUCUGGCAGUACGGCUGAAGGUGCUGGAUAUCGUAGAGCUGUGUGUGUUGGUAUUAAGUGAGGUGGAAAAUGAACUGUUACCCAUGGUGCACCGCUGCUGGCCUGCACUGCUCCAGCGCCUCACCAAUGACGACCCGCUGGCCAUACCCCGAGCUUUCAGGGUUUUGUGUGUGCUGGGUGAGACGUGUGGUGAUUUCCUGAGGAAACGGGUGUCCAAGGAGGUCCUGCCACGGCUCACCUCGUCCCUGUCGCGCCAGGCUGAGACCAGCGCCCGCUCCGGCCCCCUGUACACACACACGCUGGCAUACAAACUGCAGCUGGCAGUGCUGCAGGGUCUCGGACCCUUGUGUGUACGACUGGAUUUGGUCGACUCAGAUCUGGACCACAUCAUUGAGGCCUGUCUUCCCUACCUAAGCUGCAGACAGCCAAUCAGAUUACAGGAAGCUUGCCUCAGCGUGUUCCGAAGCCUGAUGCACUUGGACCCGGACGCGUGCUGGUUCGCCCUGAACGAGCUGUACUGCCCCGUGACCUACGACCCCCCUCACACGCUCCUGCUCCCCGUCCAGCUGAGCGGAAUGAACCGAGCGAGGAACGAAUACACACACAACGUCCUCAAACUGCUCGAGGAAUUCAGCUAACCUGCAGCGGGACCAACGAUUGAUGAUGUGAUGGGAAGCUGCGAUUAGACGAUUCUGGACGUUUAAUAGCCAAAAAAGACACAAAGAUGAAGCGGAUCGGUGUUGCACAGCUAGUUAACAAUGUUAUUAUAUAAAAUGAUUGUGUACAGAUAUAUUUAGAGAAGAGAGAGGGUGUUAAUGUGUAAUAGAAGCUAAAUAUUGUGCUUUUGUUUAUCUGACCACUUUUUUAUGAUAAUAUUUUAAUAACCAUAAAUUUGU
Trichomycterus rosablanca is the source of this 3528-nucleotide messenger RNA. It is a transcript of the gene tti1, whose product is annotated as TELO2 interacting protein 1. Gene Ontology annotation, biological process: chromatin remodeling. The record is from RefSeq and is a predicted model, not a curated record. NCBI's taxonomy places the organism in Eukaryota, Metazoa, Chordata, Actinopteri, Siluriformes, Trichomycteridae. The coding region runs from base 1 to 3270 and encodes 1089 amino acids. The transcript has 7 exons. Gene Ontology annotation, cellular component: cytoplasm.